Molecule: messenger RNA, 1470 nt
Organism: Rotaria sp. Silwood2
Lineage: Eukaryota; Metazoa; Rotifera; Eurotatoria; Philodinida; Philodinidae
Source: the annotation of a GenBank genome assembly
AUGGGUGACUGCUCAAAAGCAUUUGAAUUUCACAAAAAAGCAAAUCAAAUCUACGAAAAAGCUCUGCCUCAGAGUCAUCCCUCAUUGGCUGCUUCGUACAACAACAUGGGUUUAGUAUGUGGCACGAUGGGCGACUAUUCAAAAGCACUUGAAUUCUAUGAAAAAGCAAAUGCUAUCGCUGAGAAGUCUCUAACGCCGAAUCAUCCAGAUUUGGCUACUUCCUACAACAAUAUCGGUCAAGUGUAUGACAGCAUGGGUGACCACUCAAAGGCACUUGAAGUCUACGAAAAAGCACAUACAAUCGCUGAAAAAACUUUGCCUCCGAAUCAUCCUUCAUUGACUUCUUCCUACAGCAACAUCGGUCUGGUAUAUAACAAGAUGGGUGACUACCCAAAAGCACUCGAAUUCCAUACAAAAGCACAUCAAAUUUAUGAAGAAACUCUGCCUCCAAAUCAUCUGGAAUUGGCCAAUUCCUACAACAACUUCGGUCUACUGUUCAACAGCAUGGGUGAUUAUCCAAAAGCACUUGAAUUUCACGAAAAAGCAUAUAAAAUCGCUGAAGAAGCUCUGCCUCAGAAUCAUCCUUCAUUGACUACUUUCUAUAACAAUAUCGGUCUAGUGUGUGGCACCAUGGGCGACUACCGAAAAUCACUUGAAUUCUACGAAAAAGCAUAUACAAUCGCAGAAAACGCUUCGCCACCGAAUCAUCCUUCAUUGACUACUUCCUACAGCAGCAUCGGUCAAGUGUAUAACAAGAUGGGUGAUUACCCAAAAGCACUUGAAUUUCACACAAAAGCGAAUAAAAUUUACGAAGAAACGCUGCCCUCGAAUCAUCUUGAUUUGGCUACUUCCUACAACAACAUUGGUCUACUGUACAACAUCAUGCAUGAUUAUCCAAAAGCACUUGGAUUCCACGAGAAAGCACAUCAAAUCUAUGAAAAAGCUCUUCCCCCGGAUCAUCCAGAUUUGGCUACUUCCUACAAUAACAUUGGUCUAGUGUAUAGCAGCACGGGCAACUACUCAAAAGCACUUGAGGUCUACGAAAAAGCACAUACAAUUGCCAAAAAAACGCUGCCUUCGAAUCAUCCUUCAUUAGCUACUUUCUACAACAACAUCGGUCUGGUAUGUGGUACCAUGGGAGACUACCCAAAAGCACUUGAAUUUUAUGAAAAAGCAUAUACAAUCGCCGAAAAUGCUCUGCCUUCGAAUCAUCCUUCAUUAAUUACUUCCUACAGUAGCAUUGCUCAAGUUUAUAACAGGAUGGGUGACUACUCAAAAGUACUUGAAUUUCAAACGAAAGCGCAUCAAAUUUACGAAGAAACUCUGCCUCCAAAUCAUCCGGCUUUAGCCAAUUCCUUCAAGAACAUCGGCCUAGUAUAUAACAGCAUCGGUGACCACUCUAAAGCGCUUGAAUUCAGCGAAAAGGCACAUCAAAUCUGCUCGAAAGCUGUGCCUCCGAAUUUUAUCUAA